UGCUUUGAAACAAUCUGUACCUGCCCUGAUCUCACUGCAUCAUGAAUUUCUGUUUCACUAGCAUUCGCAACUUCUCAAAGCUUUGGAAGAGUCAUCAAUACCUUGGACUAGGGCCAGGACAGUCUUUAGCUGUCUUUAAAGACUAUUGUGGCCUCAAGAACCAAAAGAAGUGGUUUUCUCGUAAACCAGGAUCUCCACAAAACACUAAAGCAAAUAAUUUGCUGAUAGCUAAGGCCAAAUACCUCAGAAAAGGAAAUGUGGGGAGUAAUAAGCCAGAGUUUUCUGAGUCUCCUCAUUAUUUUGCAGCUGGAUCUGCUAAGAAGCGAUCACAAAACAUUAAUCCAAGUAAAGAUCGGGCCUUGCCACCCGUGAAGUGCUCUUUACAAAUCCCAACAAAACCUUUGACUUCAGAGGAGUGGGCUAAACUUCAGGCAGAUUUUAAAGGAAAAGCUAAUUUUGAAAAUUGGAUGUUCUCACAAAUGGUCCGCUCCCAUAGCUCUUUGGAUGUAGCCAAGUCUCUGCUGGCGUGGGUAGCUGCAAAAAACAGCGGUAUUGUAGGCUAUGAUUUAUUAGUCAAGUAUUUGUGUCUCUGUGUUUUUCAUAAGCAAACCUCAGAAGUUAUUGACGUCUAUGAAAUUAUGAAGACUCGAUACAAGAGCUUAGACUCUGGAGCCAACACUCUUCUUAUCCGGGGCUUAAUUCUUUCGGACAGAUGGAGAGAGGCUUUGGUCUUGCUAGAGAACAUUAAAAGAGUCAUGGUGCCUUCAAAAACCAACUAUAAUGACUGUAUCCAGGGAGCCCUCCUUCAUCAAGAUGCAAACUUAGCGUGGAAUUUGUAUCAGGAAUUGUUAGACUAUAAACUUAUUCCUGUUUGGGAAACUUUUAAAGCCUUCUUUGAUUUUGGGAGAGGCAUGAAAGAUGAUCAGUAUACAAAGAAGCUACUAGAUAUUCUCUUGUAUCUAAGAAAUAAUCGACUAUAUCCUGAGGAAUCAUUUGCACACAGUAUAAAAAAUUGGUUUGAGAGUGUUCCUGGAGAACAAUGGCAGGCACAGUUCACUACAGUUCAUAAAAGUGGUCAAUGCUUAGGCUGUGGAAAAACCAUAGAGUCUAGUCAACUGAGUUCGGAGGAGUAUGACUAUCUCAAGGGGAAAAUCAUGAUGGAUGUGAUCGAUGGAGGUGACCAGUACAAAAAGACAACACCUCAGGAACUCCAGAGAUUUAAGAACUUUGUAAAAACCUGUCCUCCUUUUGACAUUGUCAUAGAUGGACUUAAUGUUGCCAAAAUGUUUCCCAAAACUCAGGAAUCUCAAAGUCUCUUGGAUGUAGUCUCACAACUCUCCGAGAUGAAUCUGCGAUUAUUGGUCCUGGGUCGGAAGCACAUGCUGAUGCCAAGUUCCCGAUGGAGAAAGGACACGAUGAAAAAGGUUCAGAAGCUAGCCAGCUGUUUCUUUGCAGACAAUAUCUCUGAGGAUGACCCGUUCCUUUUGUACGCCACACUGCACUCGGGGAACCACUGCAAGUUUGUCACAAAUGAUCUGAUGCGGGACCAUAAGGCCUGUCUACCUGAUGUUAAGACCCAGAGCCUGUUCUUUAAGUGGCAACAGGGACAUCAGCUGGCAAUUAUUAAAAAGCUUCCAGGAUCGAAAGUAGUCUUUCAGCCUAUUCUCAGCUAUGACACAGUCGUGCAAACCACUGGAGACUCAUGGCACAUACCAUAUGAUGAUGACCAGGUGGAAAGAUACUCCUUUGAAGUGCCAACCAAAUGGCUUUGCCUUCACAGAAAAUCGUGAAGACUCUU
Messenger RNA from Suncus etruscus (white-toothed pygmy shrew), 1798 nucleotides. RefSeq names its product protein only RNase P catalytic subunit (gene PRORP). Gene Ontology annotation, biological process: tRNA 5'-leader removal; mitochondrial tRNA 5'-end processing. Lineage: Eukaryota; Metazoa; Chordata; Mammalia; Eulipotyphla; Soricidae. The transcript has 7 exons. The coding region runs from base 42 to 1790 and encodes 582 amino acids. Gene Ontology annotation, molecular function: protein binding; ribonuclease P activity. The record is from RefSeq and is a predicted model, not a curated record. Gene Ontology annotation, cellular component: mitochondrial ribonuclease P complex; mitochondrion.